AUGUCAGCCGGACAAGAGAACCAUAUGCAGUAAGAUUUUCAUAGUUAUACAUUUUAUUUCCUAUUUAAAAUAUUGAUCGACAAAAUUUGCAUUUAACUUUUCAGAUGUAUUGAAGUUGGAAAAGUUAUGAGUGAUGCGAUGGACGGUCUAAGUAUUCAAGACGCCCCUAAAAUGAAGCCGGAAGAUUUUUCCAUCUUAAAAGUUCUCGGAAAAGGAGGGUACGGAAAGGUAAGGUUCUAUUUUUUACUUUUUUAAAAUUACAACGCAGCUUUUCAGGUUUACCAGGCCCGAAAAGUUACAGGCCGCGACAAGGGCACUUUGUUUGCUAUGAAAGCAAUUAAGAAAAAUACCAUCCGAGAUGAUGAAAAGUUUGUCGAGCACACGAUGGCCGAAAGACAUAUCUUGGAGAAUGUCAAUUCUCCAUUUCUCUGUGAACUCCACUACGCAUUCCAAACUGUCGACAAACUUUAUUUGAUAAUGGAGUACAUUUCGGGAGGAGAUCUGUUUGCGCGAUUGGAAAGAGUGACCAAAUUCUCGGAGAGUGCGGCGAGAUUUUAUCUGGCAGAAGUGCUGCUGGCUAUCCAACACCUGCAUAGCAAUGGCGUCAUCUAUCGAGAUCUCAAGCCGGAUAAUAUUAUGCUCGAUCAAUCAGGACAUGUGAAAUUAACCGACUUUGGUCUUUGCAAGGCGAAUUUGGGCCACGAUGAGCUCACGGACACUUUCUGCGGAACAAUCGAGUACAUGGCGCCUGAAGUUCUGGAGAAGAGACAGUACGGAAGAGCCGCCGAUUAUUGGGCUCUUGGUAUUUUACUCUAUGAUAUGCUAUCGGGAUGUUCUCCAUUUUAUACAUCGAACCGCAAGAAGACGAUGAUCUUGAUCAAGAAGGCAGAGUUCCCCAUGAUAAAAAACAUCUCGCCGGAAGCGAAGAGUCUUCUGAGAAAGCUCAUACAUCGAAAUGAGAAGACACGACUCGGAGCCUCCGGAAUGAAGAGUCACUCAUUUUUCGGGAAGACUAACUGGCUUAAAAUGGAAGCACGAGAAGUGGAACCGCCAUUCAGGCCUUGCCAUAUUCACGAAGAAGAUGUUUCGAAUUUCGAUAGUGCUUUCACUAACAUGGCACCGGAAGAGUCUCCAUGUAAGCCAGAAUGUUUUGUUCAAGACGAUGAUCUGUUUGCCGGCUUUGAUUAUGUGAGACAAGAAGAUGAGACGUUCAAAGCACCGCUCAUGAAGAAAUGUGCUAGAAAGUAAGUUUCAUGGCCUUUUGCUGGUGAUUUAAAUAAACAAAUUUCAGUCUGCAAGCGAGUAUCUCAAAGAAUAAUUAA
Molecule: messenger RNA, 1322 nt
Organism: Caenorhabditis sp. 36 PRJEB53466
Lineage: Eukaryota; Metazoa; Nematoda; Chromadorea; Rhabditida; Rhabditidae
Source: the annotation of a GenBank genome assembly